UUGUGUCUUAUCAUAUUUUCAUAGUUUGUAAAGAACGCCCCUCUUCAAUAAACGCCUCCUGUCUAUUAAACGUCCCCCCUCUGACCAUCGAAGUUUAAUUAACGCUCCGGGCUAUUAUUAGAUCAUUUACGGUAUACCAGUUUUUCUUUGAUAUGGGGCUCCUCUCACACGGCGCUCCGUUAUUAGAUUUGUGCAUGUGAGUGAACGGCUUAUAUUCGCAGUGUGUGGCUCCGACCACUUGGGGCUGCGAAGAGACUAAAAUUCACGUUCCAAACUCAGGAAUUUGACCUGUGUAACAAGAUCCGCACCUCAAAGAAUACAAGCACAACCUCCUGUUUCAGGUUUCCACGCGAGCAGUAGCGAUCAAGAGCGCCAAUAACCAAAAACAGAAAAUUCAGGCGUCCUGUUUUCAAAGCGGUCAAGAACUCAAAAUGACGACAGGUCAUGAAGAGAAAAACCUGCCAAUCGAAAAGGAUCAGGAUAACAACUUGGCGGUGCCAAGUCCUGGUAAUAAUAAUAAAAACGCUCGAUCUCGAAGGAAAGCACUUGGCCUCGCGUAUGUUGUUGAUGAAAACCCACCAUGGUACGCCUGCCUUUCGCUCGGAUUCCAGCAUUACCUGACGAUGUUGGGCGGAACUCUUUCCAUUUCAUUCGUCUUGAGUGGACCUAUGUGCUUCUCUAACAACCCUCUAGUCGUCGCGGAGGUUCUCUCCACUAUCUUUUUCGUCUCGGGUAUCUCCACUCUUCUGCAGACGACCUUCGGCGUCAGGUUGCCAAUCGUCCAAGGUGGAACAUUCACGUUUCUGGCGCCGACUUUUGCCAUCUUGUCACUCCCGCAGUUCAAGUGUCCAGCGAAUAUAAAUGGCUUGAACGCGACAGCUAACGCAACAAUACACAACAGCGGUGAUUGGAGGAUAAGAAUGCGAGAGAUCCAAGGUGCCAUCAUGGUCUCCUCCUUGUUCCAAAUCUUUAUCGGAUUUUCAGGAGUCAUGGGAUUCCUUUUGCGCUUCAUUGGACCAAUCACUGUGGCGCCUACGAUCACUCUGAUUGGCUUAUCGCUAUUCCAUGUCGCCGCAGAGCGAGCUGGUAGUCAAUGGGGAGUCGCUUUCAUGACCGUGGCUCUCAUCACGAUCUUCUCUCAAGUCUUGACCAACAUCAAGGUUCCUAUUCCCGCGUACAGUAGAGAGAAAGGCUACUACAAUGCACACUGUCCGGUAUUCAGACUGUUCCCGAUCAUUCUAGCGAUCUUAGUGUCGUGGGUGAUCUGCGCUAUCAUCACGGCUGCGGGGGGAUUCCCGGAUAACCCCAAACACCCAAAUUUCUUCGCAAGGACAGACGCGCGGACGAUUGUUUUGCGAGAGAGUAACUGGUUCAGGUUCCCUUACCCAGGUCAAUGGGGAACGCCCAGCGUCAGUGCCGCAGGGGUGUUUGGGAUGCUGGCCGGUGUCUUGGCCUCAAUGAUAGAAUCCGUGGGCGACUACUACGCAUGCGCUAGAUUAUCCGGCGCACCCCCUCCCCCUAAGCAUGCCAUCAAUCGCGGGAUUGGUGUGGAGGGCAUUGGGUGUCUCAUCACCGGACUGUGGGGGAGUGGUAACGGAACUACGUCAUACAGCCAGAAUAUUGGGGCAAUCGGCAUCACAAAGGUUGGCAGUUUGCGUGUGAUCCAGUACGCAGGGCUGAUCCUUGUGGUCUUGGGCGUGGUCGGUAAAAUAGGUGCUCUUUUCACCAUCAUCCCUGACCCCAUUGUAGGCGGGGUCUUUAUGGUGAUGUUUGGAAUGGUAGCGGCGGUAGGGAUCUCCAACUUGCAGUUCAUCAAUCUCAACUCUUCGCGUAAUCUCUUUAUCAUCGGUGUGUCUCUGAUGCUUGGCUUCGCGUUGCCAUGGUAUUUGAAUAAGCACCCGGAAACCAUAGCAACAGGUUCACAAGGGAUCGACCAAAUCGUCACAGUCCUUCUCAAGACCAGCAUGGCAGUGGGAGGAAUAACUGGACUCAUCCUAGACAACGCCCUACCAGGGACACCAGAAGAGCGCGGUAUUCUCUUGUGGCGUAAAAUCGUCAACGAAGGGGGAGAUGAGAGUAGUCAAGUAGCUUCGUUUCAUAUCUAUGACCUUCCUUUUGGAUUGAAUCGCUUGUGCAAGUUUAAGAUAGCGAAGUAUCUCCCAUUCGUACCAUAUUACCCAGUCUCCUUGCCCGAUGAGUCCGAGGAGGCGACCGUAAGUAUGAUGGAAGGCAAAGAACCGUAAGAGCUUGAAAGAUUGAGACACGACAAAAAUAAAA
Messenger RNA from Nematostella vectensis (starlet sea anemone), 2277 nucleotides. RefSeq names its product solute carrier family 23 member 2. Gene Ontology annotation, biological process: transmembrane transport. The transcript has 13 exons. Gene Ontology annotation, cellular component: membrane. Bases 432 to 2243 code for a protein of 603 amino acids. Gene Ontology annotation, molecular function: transmembrane transporter activity. Lineage: Eukaryota; Metazoa; Cnidaria; Anthozoa; Actiniaria; Edwardsiidae. The record is from RefSeq and is a predicted model, not a curated record.